Molecule: messenger RNA, 182 nt
Organism: Podarcis lilfordi (Lilford's wall lizard)
Lineage: Eukaryota; Metazoa; Chordata; Lepidosauria; Squamata; Lacertidae
Source: the annotation of a GenBank genome assembly
GUUUAUAUAUUGGUGAUGAUGUGCUAUGACUGGGAGCUAAAUUUUCUUAUACCUUAUGCUGAGUCAUGGCACCAACAGUUGUGUAGUCAAUUGCAUGACGUCAAAGAGAGGAAACCUUCCUACAUGAAGUCUGGGGUUGUGAAAGUUGUUCCUCUGAUCGGAAUGACACAUCAGCUGGAGAG